Molecule: messenger RNA, 1147 nt
Organism: Oryza brachyantha (malo sina)
Lineage: Eukaryota; Viridiplantae; Streptophyta; Magnoliopsida; Poales; Poaceae
Product: MADS-box transcription factor 21
Exons: 8
Coding region: 128-943 (271 amino acids)
Biological process (GO): positive regulation of transcription by RNA polymerase II
Cellular component (GO): nucleus
Molecular function (GO): protein dimerization activity; DNA-binding transcription factor activity, RNA polymerase II-specific; RNA polymerase II cis-regulatory region sequence-specific DNA binding
Source: RefSeq, a predicted model, not a curated record
GUUGCCUUCUCCACUCCGCUCCCAUCGAUCAACUCAGUACAGCUCCGGCCUCCUCCAGAUCGGUCUCCAGCACCAGUACCCUUCAGAUCGCUAGCUAGCUGUGUGUUCUGAAGGGAGGUCGAUCGGCAUGGGGAGGGGGAAGAUUGAGAUCAAGAGAAUCGAGAACAAGACGAGCCGUCAGGUGACCUUCUGCAAGCGCAGGAACGGGCUGCUGAAGAAGGCCUACGAGCUCGCCAUACUCUGCGAUGCUGAGAUCGCACUCAUCAUCUUCUCCAGCCGAGGACGCCUCUACGAGUUCUCCAAUGUAAACAGCACAAGGUCCACAAUCGAGAGGUACAAGAAAGCCUCUGCUAGCACUUCUGGAUCUGCUCCAGUGAUAGACGUCAAUUCUCAUCCUCUAAAAUCAACUGAGUAUUUUUCACAGCAAUACUUUCAGCAAGAAGCAGCAAAAAUGCGCCACCAGAUACAGACCUUGCAGAAUGCAAACAGGCACCUCAUGGGUGAGUCGAUUGGCAAUAUGACUGCAAAGGAGCUCAAGAGCCUUGAGAACCGGCUUGAAAAGGGCAUCAGCCGAAUUAGGUCAAAGAAGCACGAGCUGCUGUUCGCCGAGAUCGAAUACAUGCAGAAAAGGGAAGCAGAUCUUCAUAAUGAGAACAUGUUCCUCAGAGCCAAGGUGGCAGAGGCCGAGCAAGCUCAUGAGCAGCAGCAGGAGCACGCAGCGGACCAGGAUCACGACGAGAUGGUGGCGCCGGCGGCCGGCGGCGGGUCGUCGUCGGGGACAGAGCUGGAAGCGCUGCCGGCGACGCUUGACACAAGGGAGUACUACCCGCCGGCGCCGCCGGUGAGCAUGCUGGCCGCCGCCGCGGCCCAGUACUCGUCGGACCACCAGACCGCCCUCCACCUCGGCUACUUCAAGGUCGACUCCGGCAAAGGCCUCCUCUAGAGAUCGCACGCAUAUAUAUAUAUACGCCAUGGAUGCAUGUAUGCAUUGAUCGAAUUCCGUAAGAAUGACGAGGACGAAAAAUAGUUUGUUGUAUUGUACGUAUAGUAUGUUUGCUUUGUCUACGUAUACGUAUGUAUGUAUGACGACCACAUAUAUACGCAUUUGUGUGUGUGCGCUGCUACUACUAUUAUUAUUGUCAUAUAU